AUGUCCCAGUCACACGGUGUAACCUACAGACCUCACUGUGGAGGCCUGGCAGCUGCCAUCUCAAAACUUCAGCAAAUAAAACACAGAGUCUUAUUAACAGGGCUGCAGUCCAUUAAAGGCAGCAUCAGGGAUCACAGACAGCUGGCUCACUACCUCUCCCUGCUCUGCUUCCUGCUCACCAUCAUCACCCUGCUGCUCACUCUCUGCUUGGUGCAGAUAACGUCGCUGUUCCAGUCACAGUUGGCCGUGCAGAAAAACAAACUGAGAGAUGUGACGAGCAGACUGGAGAAGCAAAACCAGUCGUAUCGCCUCCUGUUCUCCCAGUAUCCUGCUCUCAACCAGUACUGCUCCGUCAGCAACUCCACUACCGGUGAGCGACACUGCAGUCCGUGUCCAGCCGGCUGGGAGCACAAAGGAGACAAAUGUUUCCUGUUCAGUCAGGACAGAGCCGACUGGAUCAGCAGCCAGUACCGCUGCAUGGCACAGGGGGGGCGCCUGGUCCGAGUCAGCACGGAGGAGGAGCAGGAGUUUCUGUGGAGUAAAGCUCAGAGUCUGAGUCAGGGAGACUCGUACUGGCUCGGUCUGAGGAGCAGCGGGAGUCAGGGGGGCUGGAGGUGGAGCGACGGCUCCCUGCUGGAUGGGCCACCACAGUUUUGGGCGCGUGAGCCGGAUAAAGGCGACGGCAGGGAGCUGUGUGGUCGACUCACACCAGGAGACAAAUACCUCAGGACUUGGUUCGUCUCCAGAUGUUCAGGACAAGUGAGGAGGAUCUGUGAGAGGAGGAAGGCUACUCUGCAGUGA
Messenger RNA from Scomber japonicus (chub mackerel), 801 nucleotides. RefSeq names its product C-type lectin domain family 1 member A-like. NCBI's taxonomy places the organism in Eukaryota, Metazoa, Chordata, Actinopteri, Scombriformes, Scombridae. The record is from RefSeq and is a predicted model, not a curated record.